Messenger RNA from Cajanus cajan (pigeon pea), 1214 nucleotides. RefSeq lists its product as uncharacterized. Gene Ontology annotation, biological process: rRNA base methylation. Lineage: Eukaryota; Viridiplantae; Streptophyta; Magnoliopsida; Fabales; Fabaceae. Gene Ontology annotation, cellular component: nucleus; small-subunit processome. Gene Ontology annotation, molecular function: rRNA (pseudouridine) methyltransferase activity; rRNA binding. The record is from RefSeq and is a predicted model, not a curated record.
ACAAAAACCCUAGGAUAGGUAGUGUUUGGAGCGAAACAAUGACGCGACCUUACGGUGUGAAGGGGCGGAAGCGAAAGCACGCCGAACCCAAAUACGACGCCGAAGAAGAAGACCAACAAGCCCAACAGCCAAACAGAACUGUGGUCGAGAACGAUGAACCAACGCCAACACGGAAGAGAACUGUGGCGGAGAACGAAGAAGCAACACCAACACCAACACCAGCUUCAACCGAGGACAAUGAAUUGAGCGGUAUUCCAAUUGCGCCAAGCGAGAACAACACUACCAAACCCAACGUCAUCUUCAUUCUCGAAAAAGCUUCAUUGGAAGUCGCCAAAGUUGGCAAGACAUAUCAGCUUUUGAACUCCGACGACCAUGCCAAUUUCCUCCGCAAAAAUAACAAGAAUCCCGGUGAUUACAGGCCCGACAUUACGCAUCAGUCCCUUUUAUCUAUUUUGGAUAGUCCACUGAAUAAAUCUGGGAGAUUGCGAACAGUAUACAUAAAGACUGAAAAAGGUGUCCUUAUAGAGGUUAAGCCCUUUGUUCGUAUUCCCAGAACAUUCAAACGUUUCGCUGGUGUCAUGUUGGAACUGCUUCAAAAAUUGAGCAUAUCUGCUGUUGGCAAGCGUGAAAAACUUCUCCGUACUGUCAAGAACCCUGUGACACAGUAUUUGCCUGUCAACUCGCGAAAAAUAGGUCUAUCAUAUAGUUCAGAAAAGCUUGUAGAUAUGAAUGACUACGUAUCCACUGUUCCCAACAAUAUGGACCUUGUCUUUGUGGUAGGAGCAAUGGCCCAUGGGAAGAUUGAGACAGAUUAUACAGAAGAUUAUGUAGCAAUUUCGGAGUAUCCUCUAAGUGCUGCUUAUUGUAUUGCAAUGAUUACUGUCGCAGUUCAGAAGAAGUGGAAGAUAUUGUGAUUUAACACCUUCAGGUCAUGCCUGAAUUGCAUUUUACUAAUUUAGGUACCACAGUCAAUUUAUGUAAUAUCAGGGAGAGGGCCUUGCAUAGCAAUUAUGUAGGACAUACAAGAUUAGUUUGUUUUUUGGUCUUGAGGAUUUUUAGGGUCUGAUGUCCUGGACCAGAGUGAUGUUUCAAUGUCGUAUUUGAAUUAAAUGUGGUAUACGUGGUUUGAUAGUCUCUAUUUUAUUACUGGUUUAAAGCUGAAUCCAUUAUUUGUUGUAAUGGCAGAACUUGCUUACGUUCAUCAUGUGCUGCUA